AAUUUUCCUAACUUUGAUUAGUGUAAAACACCAUGGAGGAGCUAAGAAAAGCAAAUUGCCUUUUCACUCUUGACCUAUUCAGAAAGCUGAUUGAAAGCAAUCAAGAUGGCAACAUCUUUUUUUCUCCAUUCAGCAUCUCUGUUGCAUUGGCCAUGGUUUACCUUGGAGCAAAGAAUAACACGGCAUCUCAGAUGGCAAAAACUCUUCAUUUUGAUCAAGUACAAAAUGUCCACUCUGGAUUCCAGGAAAUGCAAUCGGAGAUUAACCGAGCUGAUGCUGCAUAUCUGUUGAAAGUGGCCAAUCGACUAUAUGGAGAGAAGACCUAUAGCUUCCUAGAGGAAUUCCUUACGUCCUCCAUGAAAUUCUAUGGAGCAAAGAUGUCUGCAGUUGAUUUCCGAACUGCUGCAAAUGAAAUAAGGCAGGAGAUCAAUAAAUGGGUGGAAGCAGAGACUGUAAAUAAAAUCAAAGACUUGCUGGCUGAGGGCUCAGUGGACGGUGAUACUAGACUUGUGUUGGUGAAUGCUAUCUACUUCAAAGGAACCUGGGCUGAGACCUUUGAUGAACAAGACACAAGGGAAAUGCCAUUCAAACUGAAUAAGAAUGAAACAAGGCUAUUGCUGCCAGAAUUUUAAAGCAAACCGUUAUUU
Chiloscyllium plagiosum (whitespotted bambooshark) is the source of this 647-nucleotide messenger RNA. The record is from RefSeq and is a predicted model, not a curated record. NCBI's taxonomy places the organism in Eukaryota, Metazoa, Chordata, Chondrichthyes, Orectolobiformes, Hemiscylliidae.